Molecule: messenger RNA, 1025 nt
Organism: Rubroshorea leprosula
Lineage: Eukaryota; Viridiplantae; Streptophyta; Magnoliopsida; Malvales; Dipterocarpaceae
Source: the annotation of a GenBank genome assembly
GCUAAAGCCCCUUCAAUGGUCCACUUUGCCUGUAAACCACCAAUAAAAAAAAGAACGAUGUCUUCUGGGGAUUCUCUUUCAGGAGUAAAAAAAUAUAAAAGAACAGAGAUUUUCGUCGAACCCAAACCCAGAUUUCCUUUAGUAUCCAACACAACCUUGCCCCUUCCGUCGAUUCAGAAUCAGAUGGUCGAUGUUCCUCUUCGAGACGUGCAGGGGGAAGCCAGUGGGAACCGGACGGAGAUCCAGCACAUCGUUUUUGGUAUCGCGGCUUCCUCCAAGCUCUGGCAGCAGAGGAAAGAGUACAUCAAGAUUUGGUACCGCCCAAAACAAAUGCGGGGGGUGGUGUGGCUCGACAACCGAGUGAAGUACACAGCUGAGGACCGGCAGAUGUUGCCGCCGGUGAGAAUCUUGAACGACAGCUCGAAAUUCCCGUACACUAACAGGAAGGGGCACCGUUCUGCGAUUCGGAUCUCGCGGAUCGUGUCGGAGACACUGCAUUUGAAGCAGGAGAACGUGAGGUGGUUCGUGAUGGGGGACAAUGACACUGUUUUCAUAACGGAGAAUCUGGUGAGGGUCUUGAAUAAGUACGAUCACAACCAGUUCUAUUACAUCGGGAGCCUAUCGGGUCCCACUUGCAGAACAUAUAUUUCUCGUAUGGCAUGGCGUAUGGCGGCGGCGGAUUCGCUAUCAACUGCCCUUUGGCAGAGGCACUCUCAAAGAUGCAGGACGGUGUAUUCAGAGGUGCCCUGGAUUGUACGGCUCCGAUGACAGAAUGUAGGCUUGCAUGGCCGAACUCGGUGUGCCACUCACUAAGGAACUCGGAUUCCACCAGGUCCGUGACUCACUGUCUGUAUUUUUUAAUUUUUUUCUGCAAUCCAAAGAAAAUCCGGGGUUUGGGUUUGAAGAAAAUCUCUGUCCCUUUUAGAUUUUUUUUACUGAAAGAGAAACCCAAAACACAUAUUUCUUUAUUUAUCGGUGGUUUGUAGAUAACGUGGUACUCACUGAGGGGCUUUAGCGCGUUUGAA